AUGGAGAACAUAGGAAUAUCCCCGUUUCUAUUUUGUCUCCGGAUCCAGAUCAACCCCCAGAACAAAGGCGAGUUCCAAGGCAUUUCACCGGAGCGGGCAUUUGCUGAUUUCCUCUUUGCCAACACCAUCCUCCAUCUUGUCGUCAUCAAUUUUGUUGGCUGAACUCUAGAAGAGACUGUGAGGUCUUGAAUUGCUCUUGAGCUCUGAUGCCAAAGCCUGGCAUUGGGAGGUGCUGUUCCCCAGCAGACCUACUUCCUUGGUGGAGGAAGGGGGCGCACGGAUGCACAGCUCAAGACUUUUCCCCACAGACUGCCCUAUGGAGGGGUCUGCUGCCUCGUUACAGUUACUGUAAUCCUUUCUGUCAAUAAAACCCUUUAUAA
Pygoscelis adeliae (Adelie penguin) is the source of this 380-nucleotide messenger RNA. It is a transcript of the gene DAD1, whose product is annotated as defender against cell death 1. The transcript has 3 exons. Gene Ontology annotation, cellular component: oligosaccharyltransferase complex; membrane. The record is from RefSeq and is a predicted model, not a curated record. Gene Ontology annotation, biological process: protein N-linked glycosylation. The coding region runs from base 1 to 162 and encodes 53 amino acids. Lineage: Eukaryota; Metazoa; Chordata; Aves; Sphenisciformes; Spheniscidae.